AUGUUUUCAAAGCCAGUUUUCGUCUCUUUGUUCUUCCUUGCAGCCAGGGCCCUCGCUUGGGACGCCCCAGCCUACAGCGGGUUCAACAGAAACUGGCAGGACAACUUUGCUGGCUCAAGCGGAACACUUCCUGAUACUGGAAACUGGAACAUUAUUCAGGGCUAUCUGAAUGUCAACGCCGAGCUUGAGGUUUAUACUGCAUCCACACGUAACCUUCAGCGAAGUGGGGGCAACACCCUUCAACUUGUCCCGUGGCGAGACUCUUCAGCUGCCCAAGGCUGGACUUCUGGCCGCGUCGAGAGCAAGUACGUUCUCACGCCCCAGGCCGGCAAGAUCACCAGAGUCGAGGCUGCCAUUCGAUUCGGUACAUGCUCCACUGCCAACAAGCAAGGCAUCUGGCCUGCUUUCUGGAUGCUGGGAAAUUCCCUACGCAAUGGCGGUAGCUGGCCUGCAUGCGGCGAACUUGACGCUAUGGAGACCGUCAACGGUCAGCUCACUGGUUACGGGACUGCUCACUGCGAUGUCUACCCAGGCGGUAUCUGCAACGAGGGCACUGGUAUCGGUGGCACCAUCUCGAUCCCAGAUCAGAGUUGGCACACAUGGAGGAUCGAGUUCAACCGAAACAAGAGCAGCUGGCGCGACGAGACUAUUACCUGGUUCCUGGAUGGGCAGCAGUUCCACCAGAUCUCGGGCUCCAGGAUCAACAACGAAGGGGUUUGGAAUACCUUGUGCCAUAGCCCGAUGUACUUCAUCCUGAACGUUGCUGUUGGUGGCACUUGGCCUGGAUACCCGAACGGCAACACUUGUGAUGGCUACGGAAGUAUGAUGGAGGUUGGAUACGUCGCCCAUUAUUCCAACUAG
Messenger RNA from Fusarium sp. VM40, 861 nucleotides. The record is from the annotation of a GenBank genome assembly. NCBI's taxonomy places the organism in Eukaryota, Fungi, Ascomycota, Sordariomycetes, Hypocreales, Nectriaceae.